This is a messenger RNA of Aspergillus melleus, 1323 nucleotides long. RefSeq lists its product as uncharacterized. The transcript has 7 exons. The record is from RefSeq and is a predicted model, not a curated record. NCBI's taxonomy places the organism in Eukaryota, Fungi, Ascomycota, Eurotiomycetes, Eurotiales, Aspergillaceae. Gene Ontology annotation, molecular function: oxidoreductase activity; FMN binding. The coding region runs from base 1 to 1323 and encodes 440 amino acids.
AUGCCGUCGCCAUUGACUGAACCGGUGAGACUCCCCUGCGGAUUGGUGUUUCCGAAUCGACUGGUCAAGGCUGCUAUGGCUGAGAUGCUCGCCGACAGGAAUACCAACCUCCCGACGCCGGAUCUUGUCGAGGCGUAUCAUAAAUGGGGACAGGGUGGAUGGGGAGGUCUUUUGACCGGAAACGUCCAAGUCGACAUCUCCCACCUCGGCACGCCCUUCGACCCAUCCCUCCCCGCCGACCCCUACACUUCCAAACACGCCAACACCGACCUCAUCAAUUCCUACUCCCGCAUCGCCCAAGCCGCCCAAGAACACUCCAGCACGCCAUGCAUCGUGCAACUCUGCCACCCGGGACGCCAGUCUUUCCGAGGCGCCGGCCACCGCGGCCUCUGCGCGCCGACGAUCGCGCCGAGUGCGAUCCCCCUGACGAUGGGCGACGGGUACCUGGAACGGCUGGUGAGUUGGGUCACGUUUCCGGCGCCGAGGGAGAUGAGUAGCGCGGAUAUCGAGGCGGUUACGGCGCGGUUUGUGGAUGCUGCGAGGGUGAUGGCAGAUGCGGGGUUUGCGGGGGUUGAGUUGCAUGGGGCGCAUGGGUAUUUGAUUGAUCAGUUUCUUAACUCUAAGACAAACCACAGAACAGACGCCUACGGCGGCUCCGCCACAAACCGCGCCAAAUUCAUACUCGACAUCAUCGCGCAGAUCCGCGCCGUCGUGCCGUCUUCCUUCUGCGUCGGCAUCAAGUUGAACUCAGCGGACCAUGACCACGACGACCCGGGAGCUUUCGAAGACACCAUGACACAGAUCGGACUGCUCGUGGACGCGGGGAUUGAUUUCUUGGAGAUCUCGGGGGGGAGUUAUUCGGAUCCAAAAAUGAUGGGCACCGAUUCAUCCCCCCAAACACAACCCUCAAGCACCAAAAACCGCGAAGCCUUCUUCCUCACCUUCUCCCACGAAACCCGCAACCGCCACCCCACCCUCACCCUCCUCCUAACCGGCGGUUUCCGCACGCGCGCCGGCGCCGAAGCCGCACUAUCCCAGAACGCCUGCGACCUGAUCGGCAUCGGACGACCGGCGGCCAUCGCGCCGCAUUUCCCGGCCUUGAUGCUAGACGAAGCGACGGGGGCGGAUGAGGCGGGGUUGACGCUGGGGAGGGUCAGGGAUCAGUAUCAGGGGGGUUGGGUUGGGAGGAUGGUUGGGAAGGUUGUGGGGGUUGUGCUUGGGGGGAUGGUGAAGGGGGUGGGGGCGGGGAUGGAGAGUGCGUAUUAUUCAGGGCAGAUUGCUAGGAUGGCGAGGGGGUUGAAGACGGUUGUGCCUGGGUUAUGA